This is a messenger RNA of Penicillium odoratum, 1557 nucleotides long. Its product is annotated as aldehyde dehydrogenase. The transcript has 2 exons. The record is from RefSeq and is a predicted model, not a curated record. Lineage: Eukaryota; Fungi; Ascomycota; Eurotiomycetes; Eurotiales; Aspergillaceae. Bases 1 to 1557 code for a protein of 518 amino acids. Gene Ontology annotation, molecular function: oxidoreductase activity, acting on the aldehyde or oxo group of donors, NAD or NADP as acceptor.
AUGACUGCAAUCUCUGAGCAGAUGUGGGAGCUCGACACUGUGGAGGGUGUCAGAGACUUCUUGUCCAGCCUUCCGGAUAACCACAUACGCCUACAAAACUUCAUUGGCAAUGAUUUCGCCCAACAUUCCGACCCUGACAACUGGAUCGAAUCAUUCAAUCCCCGAACUGGAAACCUUCUAGCAAAGGUACCUCAAAGCAACGCUUCUGAUGUAAGCCGCGCUGUCGAGGCUGCCUCACAGGCAUUCCCAUCAUGGUCGAAAACCUCGCGACAAGAACGAUCAGAUAUUCUACUUAGGAUCGCCGCCAUUAUCCACGAGAAAAAAGAAGUUUUCGCUGUAUGGGAGAGCUUGGAUCAGGGAAAGACAUUGGCUCGAGCUCGAGUUGAAGUAGAGCGUGCGAUAUCGAACUUCCGAUACUUUGCUACUUAUAUUCUACACGAGGAAGGCUCUGCACGUUUUGUUGAUGGUCAGAUUUCCACCUUGACAUACGAACAUCGAUCGCCCGUCGGAGUCUUCGCACUCAUCUCACCAUGGAACAUGCCUUUGUACCUCCUCACGUGGAAAAUCGCACCUUGCAUCGCCUUCGGGUGUACAGGCGUUGCAAAACCAAGCGAGGUCACCAGCGUAACUGCAUUUUGUAAGGAGCUCUUCAUCCAGAUUCAAGUAAAAUCUACUCACUCGUCACUAGUACUCGGUGAAGUGUUCCGACAAGCCAAGCUCCCAGCAGGCGUGAUGAACCUUAUCUUCGGCGACGGACCAGGUGCCGGGUCAACACUCGUCAGGUCUCCUCUUGUGCGAGGUGUUUCAUUUACAGGCGGCAUAAGAACAGGUAUCACUAUUCGACGGGAUACGGUCGAGGACAUCGGCAAGCAUCUGUCCCUCGAGCUAGGAGGUAAAAACCCAACUCUGGUCUUUGACGACGUCGAUCUCGACCAGGCGAUUCCAAUUGCCGCACAAGCGGCAUUUGAGAAUAGCGGACAGAUUUGUCUCUGUGGAUCGCGGAUCUACGUUCACCGCGCUAUCUAUGACCGGUUCGUCUCUGCAUUUGUGGACUACGUAAAGAAGAAUUACCGAUGCGGGGAAACGGUUGGUCCUGUUGUUUCCCUCGCACACUAUGAUAAGAUUAGGUCUUACCUUCUUCAAGCCCAGAGCGAGAAGGCAACUUUCCUAACGGGUGAAAUUCCUGUUGAGAUCCCUACGGGCGGGUAUUGGAUUGAACCAACUGUGCUCGGCGAUCUUGGCACUGAGAGUAUUGUCAUGCGCGAAGAGAUCUUCGGGCCGGUGGUUACAAUAGCCCCUUUCGAUACGGAGCAUGAGGCGAUCCGACUAGCGAAUGACAAUCCCAAUGGAUUGGCUAGUAUCCUCUUGACGAGAGAUGGAUCGCGGAUGCGCCGAGUCGGGGAGCAGAUCGAUGCCGGACUAGUGUGGGUCAAUUGCUGGCUAGUACGGGAGUUGGGUACGGCAUUCGGAGGAAUGAAGGCAUCCGGAACUGGCCGAGAAGGAGGCGCACAUAGCCGGGAUGUUUUUACGAAUUUGCGGACUCUUCAUAUUCGUUAG